This is a messenger RNA of Plodia interpunctella (Indianmeal moth), 1511 nucleotides long. It is a transcript of the gene Rlb1, whose product is annotated as Rlb1. Lineage: Eukaryota; Metazoa; Arthropoda; Insecta; Lepidoptera; Pyralidae. Bases 128 to 1471 code for a protein of 447 amino acids. Gene Ontology annotation, biological process: maturation of SSU-rRNA. The record is from RefSeq and is a predicted model, not a curated record. The transcript has 3 exons. Gene Ontology annotation, cellular component: nucleus; 90S preribosome.
CAAAGUAUAAAUAAAGAAAAGAAAUGUGGUUAGGUGUAAAGUCAUAUCGCUCUUUUUGAAAUCGUCUUUUUUGUUGUUAUUCUGUGUUUAUAAUACAUGAUAAAUAUAUAAUUAUUUCGCGUUUGCAAUGGAAGUUGGGGCAGUGAAACAAGCAUUUAACAAUGAGGUUAUUUUAUUAAAGAAGAAAUUAAAUCAAGCAAAGAUUCAAGUCAUUCAUAAACUUACCAGGAAAGCUAAGACCAUGACUCAGAAGAAAGUACCUGAUCAUUUAGAGCAAAAAUUUAAGAGGAAAGCUGAAUCUGCUGUGAAUGAAGUUCUAGCCAUUAAGAAAAUAAAACCUAAAGACUUGGCAAAAUUUAUAGUAACACACAAAAAGGAACUAAAACAAUAUUUAAACAAUCCAAAAGCAGACCAAGAAAAAGCAUGUGCCAGAUUAUUACUUCACAAGUCUUUACAAGAAAAAUACAGAUUUAUCAGAGGAAGAUUUUCUAAUAUGCCCAUUGAAGAUUUGUUUAUGUCUAGACAAGAAAGGAGGAAACUCAAAAAGGAAGCUAUAGAAAAGAAAAAGAAAGGGAAAAAUAAUAAAGUUGUUAAUUCUGAAGGUGAUUGGGAUGUAGAAGAUGUUGAGAUUGGUGAAGACAGUAAACUAUCUAAUGAAAGUGAUAUUUCUGAUGAUGAGUUAUCUAAUGAUAAAGAGAAAGCCAGUGAUAAUGGUUCAAACUUAUCAAGUGCUGAUGAAAAAGACUGUGAUGCUGAUGGCAAUGAUAUAAGUAUGGUAGAUUCUGAUAGUGGUGAUAGUGAUCAAAGGUCAGAAAUAGCAAAUCCCAAGGCUAAACAAAACAAUUCUAUGGAAAAAAUUAAUAUGGUAGAGUCCAUAAAGCCCAUAGCCCAUAUACCCAUUAAAAGACAUGAAAAAAAUGUUAUGAAAAAAGAUAAUAAGAAAAACAAGAAUUUAAAUGAAAAGUUGUUAUCUAGGAAAUUCAAAAAGGAUACAGAAGGACUGCAAGUAUCUGAAGCUAAAAUUGUUGAUCCAUUCUUUAUAACAUCUACCGGAGAAAAUUAUAUGUCAGUAGCUGAACCCAGACAGCCAGAUGAAGUUAAAGAAAUACAUAAAGAAGGCAACAGGAAACUCCGAAGAGCAGCCAUGUUUGGACAUGUUCCUAAAAUAAAGCCUAGAAGAGAUAAUUAUUUUCCUGAUAAUAAAAAUUUCAAUAAACAAAAUGGUUUUGAGAAAUCAAACAGGUUCAGUAAUAAUUUUAAUAAACAAUCUGACGAUGGUAGAAAUAGUUUUAAGGAUGGAAAAUAUAAUAAUAAUAAUCAACAUGGGAAGUCAAAUGUUGCCAACAGCAAAUUACAAUACAAUAAGAUAGCGGAUGAAAUACCAGAAAAGUUACACCCAUCUUGGGAAGCUAAGAAGAAAAAGUCUGGUAUAUUGCCAUUCCAAGGCAAAAAGAUAGUAUUUGAUAAUUAAUUUUAUAUGCAAAACAUUAAAAAUAAAUUAUUUUCAAAUA